Messenger RNA from Neodiprion fabricii, 1263 nucleotides. RefSeq lists its product as uncharacterized. The record is from RefSeq and is a predicted model, not a curated record. NCBI's taxonomy places the organism in Eukaryota, Metazoa, Arthropoda, Insecta, Hymenoptera, Diprionidae. Bases 189 to 701 code for a protein of 170 amino acids. The transcript has 3 exons.
CACUAACAUAAAAAUUCUGGAACGAAUGGCGUAACAAGUUUAUUACACAGCCUUCGCAAAGUUGUGCACUGCAUAGACGGAAGUUGAACGCUGAACGCGUCGUCACUGAUAUUUUGCCCGUGACUAACACAAGUCAGUAUUGCUUUCGUGUGGGCAUAGCAAAGAGUUGUAAGUGAGGUGUUGGGAUAAUGGAUAUAGAGCACAGGAUGCGGGACAUAAAUUUAACAACGAUCCUAUUCGUGAUCGCAGUUUUUACGUCGAGACAGCAAUAUGCUUACGGCUUGAGAUGUUACGUUUGCGACAGUACAUCAUCUUCAAGUUCGUGUAUUUCGGAUCCUGAUUUUUCUACUACGUGCAAUUACAAAUAUUGUACAAUUUAUCGACGGGAAUUGGCAGAGCCCACGGGACUCGUGACGGCGUUUUAUCGGGCUUGCGAAGACAAUCCUCUGUAUUUAAAUACCGAAGUCCAGACACCCUUCGCCAAAACCUAUUACCGGGCUUGUACAAGUAAUCUUUGUAACGUCGGGAACGGUGUGGCAGAGGUCACUUCAUCAAACGUUGAAAUAAUUACGGCCGGGGACAAUACUCUAGUUGUUCCUGGAGUCGGGGUCGUGAAUGAUGCAUCCAGUUUGCACUCCGGUACUUUGCUUGCUUUUGUGUUAAUCAUAAUUGCGUACGUGCUUGUUACGUACUACGAAUGACGAAAAACAUGAUUGAAUCUACCAAUUUGAUUUUCAUUGCAAACAUGAUAGCAUCACGUUUUAAUUCUGCACUGAAAUAGUGUAAGCAUGCGAUUAAAAUCCAUGGAUAUUAAACACUGACACACACUGACUAUAAUAAAAAUAUAUUAAUAUCAGUUAUCAAUGUGAAACGUGCUGUGAACUAAUUAUAUUCUAUAUGUUCUAAGAUUAUAUUUUGAAAGAAGACGAUGAGUAAUUUUUAAACAAGCACGUAUCGGAAACCCUAAUUAUUUGUAGGUUUUUUGUUUAUUAUAUGUGACUUUUAUCCAAGUAUCUUACAAUAGAUUAAAGAUAGCCAGUUUCGUCUGACCGAAACCUUUGAUAAAGAAACUUUUUUACAAUACCUGGAACCAAAGAAACAAUUAUUGAAUAUCCAGAACACGGUCACGAAAGAAUCCCAGAUAUCGCAUAUGUGAAUGUUGAGCAUUUAUUUCUAAAAUAUGCUAACUUACACGUAAAAGUUUAAAAUUAUAAAACGUAUAGCCAGAGAUGUAUCAUGUUAUAUAAAAGGAAUGAAAAUCCA